AUGGAUCAACUGAACAUCCACGACUCGUUCUAUUACCAAUUCGAGCUGCUCAAGCAGGAGCUGACGAAGUUUCUGAAUGACUUUGAUGAAAACGUCAGAGAUCUUCAGACAAGCCGAAAGAGAAUGGAGUUUUCUCGGAGAUGGAUGCUGACCAACCUCAAAAAGUAUAAGGCUGUUUAUCUCAUGACGCUUGCGGGUAUAUUCAUGUUCUCUAUUGCUUUCGAGUGGAAAAUGAUUUGGGUGAUGUUGACUUGGUUGUGUAUCUACAACACAAUUGAGUCUGUCGAUUUUCUGGAUAAAAGAGUCGAGUUUGGUGGUAUCAUCUCGGAGACGAUUAUGAUCGCAAUUAUAAGCGAGGGUGUUGCUGUCAUGCUUGACAUUGGUGGUAUAGCGCUGUGUGUUGCUAUUGGGUCGCUUACAUUUUUGGCUUUCCACGCCACAAUCACAAGACCAGGAAUACCAGAAAUGAUUAGAAAAAGGUUUGAGAGAAGACAAAAAAGACACAGAAAGGAGGCGGAAGAUUUGGUGUUUGAAAGACUCAAACUCGAAAACCAAAAAAGACAGGUCAAUCUCCAAAUUAAAGAAAUCGUCCCCAUUAUUAAGGCUUCGAAGGAAACAAGACAGAGGUGCAAAACAAUUUCUAAUAAAAUUAAAAUGAACGAUGAGUUCAAAAACGCCUGCUUGAAAAGGAAACUUGACGAGAAAGAACUCAUUGCACAAGUUGUCGACAAGAACGUGUUCAAGAGAGAGUUUGCAAGGAUGUGGAAGGUCACACCCCUGAACCGAGUCGACUAG
Molecule: messenger RNA, 795 nt
Organism: Entamoeba invadens IP1
Lineage: Eukaryota; Evosea; Mastigamoebida; Endamoebidae
Exons: 1
Coding region: 1-795 (264 amino acids)
Source: RefSeq, a predicted model, not a curated record